AACAUUCUUUUGAGCUGAAAUUUUCAGGGCAUUCUAUUGGUACAUAGACCUAUCUUUGGACACAAUCUCAGCUCGAAAUAUUGUCAUUCGAUUUUUUGGUAUAUACUGUGUCAUAGGCUAAAAAUCCAGUAAAAUGCCUAUAACUCUGGACAGAAGGCCUAUGGGCACUUAUCCUUUUGGGCCUUUUCAUACCUCACUGGGGUCUAUCUUUCACACUGAGUUCGAACUCAAAAGCGAUUGGACAGUUGAAAAGGUUCCCUCGUCAGUUUUACCGAGUUCACCGCUACCCCGAUUGUACAGUGCAUUUUUGGCAUUGUAUUGUUGUAUUCAUAGAUUUCAUCCGUUCAAUAGUGACAAACUCUUUGAGUCGUAACCAUUUUUUUAAGUGUAGAAAUGUGUCUCUGAUCGUACACAGUCAAUGGAGACAGUCCCAAACGUAGACUAAUUCAAUAGAUCGAAUGAAAAAUCGUUUUUAGAACAUCUGUGUCGAAAGUAUCGUGACAUAUAUUCUCUAGUGCCUGGAAGAGAUCUUCUGGUUGUCAGUGCAAACUUGUGUUGUAGAGACCACUGUUAGCACGAAGAAUGCAUCGUCAUUUCUUAUUUGCUUUUUUCACUGUAUAAUGGUAUUUUAAAAAUAGACAGCCUUGAAGAAAACACGUUUCUUGUUUGAUUCUCUAUUCAUCUUUUUUUUUCUAUCAAACAGUAAUUGCUAGCGUAGAGUGAAAUAAAAAUAACUUUUGAUUAUUCCGCUGAAUGAACAACUGUAAUAAUCACGCAUUAAAAAAAAUGAAGGAAAAAAGUGAGCGAAACACACCCAUACACAUACAAAGAGAUAAAAAAAGACUUCAUCAACCAAGAUUUCUUAUUGAAGUAUUCGAAUCGCAUUCAGCUGUCAAAAAGGUCUAACUCUAACCAAAUCAAAUUCUACUUAUUUCCAUCAGCACUUUUUUCCAUAAUUAUUCUCUGUUUCAUCGUCAAACUCAGAAAAAACGUUCCUCUAAAAGAAAAGUCAUCAACAAGAUCAAAUAAUUUUCUGUCUAAUUCGUUUUACAUUUAUUCAGGCAAGGUGGAAACCUCUAACAACUCAUCUCUGUUCUUCUUUUCAGUAUGCUACUGAACUUCCUAUUACUUUGCAGUUCUUCUACAAUAGUAAUUCAGUCAUCCCUCCAUCGGAUACCUGUUGCUUUGAGUGGGUCAUAUAAAACUUUAGUCUUACUGUCAAUGGCCUUCUUCGCGUUACAAAUGCAACCGUCGAACGUUAUUUGCACAUUUUUAACAAAAAGUCUCUUUUUAAACUCCCGCUUUCUUUUUGCAUUUCACUAUUUUCUACCCUUUUAUCUACUACUUCUCUCAUGACAUUUUUCUUUCUUUGCCAAGACCAGUUUUUAUACACUUCUUUUCUCUGCAAAAGUGGAAUGGUAUAAUGACUGUCAUCUUUUAAAGACCGCUAAAAAAAUGAAUUAGACAAGCAUUUUGAUUUUAUUGUUUUAGAAUUUAUCGAAGGUGGUUUGUUGCUUCAAUUCUCCUUUUGUAUUCGAUCAGAUCACUCAAAAAGGAUUGUUCUAUCCUGUCACUUGUCUGUUGAAACACAUGAAACUCUUCUUCUUCUUCUUUGUACAUGCAUCUCUUUGGAAAAAAAGAACUAACGAGGGAGAAAUUAUUCAUAAUGAAUGAGAUGAAGAAAUGAUAGUUGUGCCAUUCUGAUGAAGAAAAACAUCACUAUUUCGAUCGUUUCAGAUCAGGCUUAGUGAUGUUCCGCAAGAUUUUUCUGAAUUCAAAACCUAAACUGAAACGUCAAAAAAGAUUUUCUUAUGCUGACUCUCUUUAGGGCAAGAAAAUUAAUAUAUUCUCACUGAACAAGGAAGUCUACUUUAAAACUUUUAAAACUCCUGUCCAAAAUCAGAAAAACUAUCACUGUUAGAGUGCUCCCUCUUAUUACUUUUUUUGAGUUUUUAUUCCCGUUACUGAUACUUUUCUGAGUAAACGACCUUGAAGAAGAUAGUUUCUUGGAUUGCCUAUUCAUUAUCCGUUUUUUCUUCUAUCAAACGCUAAUUGAUAGAGAAGAUGAAAUAAAAGAGGUAUACUCCUAACCAUUAUUUUUGAUUAUUCCACUGAAAUGAAAAAUGGAAAAACUAUAGCAGAAAAAAGAGUCCCUCAUCAUAAGUACCACACAACAGGAUAUACAAAAAGAGAGAGCGGUUGACGAUCAUAUAACGAAAUUAUUAUUAUGACAGUUUAACAUCAAACAUGACACAGCAGAAAGAGACAUACAUUAUUCUCUGCGUUUUUCCACUUGCAUUAUAUUUUCUCUUAUUUGUUAGAACACAACAUUUCUGAAAAAUGUCAUAGAUCUGCAACCGAUCUUCUCGCUUCUCUCUCCGAUGCCAUCGUUACUACUAUAUUUGGACAACUAAUUGUUCUCUAUAUUUUUCUUAUCUAUUAAAAAAACAUUCAUUUCAUAGAACUCUCCAUCUCAUUACAUUAUAGUUAAUAUCUGUUUCCUCACAAUUUUCUUUUUCUUGUAAGUUACUAUACAAGUAACGUAAAUCGAAGCGAUUCGCUGAAUCUCUUGACUGUUUGACAAGUUCUUUUGUCUAAAAAUAAAAUCAGGCUGCUGAUUCUAACUACUACCCAUUCACACAGAAAUAUUCUUCGUGUCCGAUUGUAAGCUGUGUCUGUCCUGUUCUGUCAUUCUUUCUUAGUGUACACUCUAAAAAAUAAUGCGUCUUAUAUGUGUCUUACACCACAUGCGUCUUAUUUUAAGCAACAUGCGACAAAUCAAUUAUUUGUUCGAUUUUCUGGUAAAGCUCUAAGAUAAGAUAACAGAAAGUGAUAAGCGAAUCACAGCGCACAAUGCAGAAAUUUUUUCCUUGCAUCAAAGGCAUUUUUGAAGGGAAGAAAUAUUUUGAGAUCACAAAAAUAAACAGAAUAAGACCCAUUGAUGCGUCUUAUUUUAUGUGACUUAUUGUUAAGACAUAUGAUGUGUUUUAUUCAUAAAAUAAGACGCUUUAAUCUUCUUUUGAUCCGGUCUAGUGUCUUAAAUAAGAUGCAUUAUUUUUUUACAUUGAAUGAUAUGUCUUAUUUUUGAAAUAAGCUUUGGUCUUAUUUUGAUCCGACUAAGUGUCUUAGCUCAUGCUUCUUAUUGUUAAGGCACAGGAUAUUUAUUAUUCUUAAAAGACUUAGUAUCUUAAAUAAGAUGCAUCAAUUUUUAGAAUGUAAAAUUAUAUUAUAUAAGCGAUUAUGGAACGAAGAAAGAAAAAGAGAACAAAGUAAAGAAUAAAAACUGUUAGCGCAAUCCCUUGGAGGAUUAAAAAUGUGAAACACGAUGGACAUAUUGUUACUGAUUAAAUGGACAUCGUUUUGUUCCAUUUCUUCAAGAUAAAUUUGUAGCUUACCGUUUAUUUGAUGCUUCAAAACUACAGUUUCUCUGUCACGGUCUGCAAUGGUCUUCGGGGGUUCUCUAUCACGGUCUGUGAUAGUCUCUGAAGUUCUCUGUCACAGUCUGUGAUGGUCUCCGGGGGUUCUCUGUCACGGUCUGUGGGGGGGGGAGGGGGGGGGGGUGCAAAUUUCUGCCCCUAAACACUUCAACACUCCUUUCAGAUCGUGUUUUACAAAAAUUAUCGUUACAUAAGGUCCUGCUUUCAAAUGCCAUAAUCAAAGAGAGGGAAUGGUUUAGCUAUCUACACUUAUAUUUUACUACAUGCGAUUUUCGCACACAUUUUGGAGGACAUCCAAAACUUACGAAAAAUUAAUGACUUAAUUUUUGAAGGAGCACAAAGUGAUUGUGAGGAAAAGGAAAGGAGGAAAGAAAAGAAAAGAAAGAAGAUAGAACAUCGUUGUGUUGUAUAAGAAAGAUGUUUUUCUUAUCUAAUAUAGAUUUUCUGAAAACACUAACUUUUUUAUAGAUAAAAACGUUAUUGUUUUGUACUAUAUAAUUCCAGAUCGGUGGGUUUAUAUUUUACAUUAAUAAAGAAGAGUGUAAAUUUGAUUCAAAAAGUUGCAAGUAUGGUCAGUAAUCUUCCUAAAGAAAAUGUCUGGGAUUAUCCACGUUCACCUGCCAUUGAACCAGUUCAAGCACGUCUCAGAGUUGUCUAUAAUCAAGUGGUACUGGCUGAUACAACUAGUGCACUGCGCAUGUUGGAAACAAGUCAUCCUCCCACAUACUACAUUCCUCCGAAAGAUGUCAAACAAGAAUAUCUCAAACGUAACAACAAGUCAUCGUACUGUCAGUGGAAGGGUUUAGCAUCAUAUUAUGACUUCCAUCCACCUGAUAAUCAGUCGGUUGUAAGUUCACGAAUAUGGUCAUAUGGUAAUCCAAAUGGGAGUAAUGGGAAGUAUUCCGAUAUAAAAGAUUAUUAUAGUUUUUACGUUGGACCAUGGGAUUGCUAUGUCAAUGAAGAGAAAGUUGAAGCACAACCAGGUGACUUUUAUGGCGGAUGGAAAACAAAAAAUAUCGAAGGCAAAGUCAAUGGAGGAUCUGGAGCCUGGGGCUUGUAA
Rotaria sordida is the source of this 4497-nucleotide messenger RNA. The record is from the annotation of a GenBank genome assembly. NCBI's taxonomy places the organism in Eukaryota, Metazoa, Rotifera, Eurotatoria, Philodinida, Philodinidae.